CGGACAUUCUUCAAGUCGAUCGUACAACAUGCCAGCGCACCCCGAGACGUCGACCGCGGAGGAGAGCAGCGAAAUCGAAUCGCGUGUCGUCUCGGCGGACGACGUCAAGAAGGAGCGAAAGACGCGGUAUGUCUACAGGGAAGCGGACGAUAUCCGCCUCCUUCAACAAGUCCUCGGCGACCAAGGUCUCUUCGUUGCCGGAGCCAAGCCUGCCGCCCAGUGGCGCUCUAUUCACCAGUGCCUUUACGACGAAGGAAUCGACGUCUCCCAGCAUAGCCUCAUCCAACGCCUCAAGACCAUAUACAAGACGUUUCUAGACCGGUCCUCGCCGAUAGCAGUUGGUGACAAGGACCCGGUGGACGAGAAGACCACACUUUUGAUGGAGUACCACGAACUUGUUCGAGAGGGCGCAACGGGCAAGCGGAAGACGCGCCAUGUCGAGAUCGCGACCCAGCGCAACGAGGUCGACCGAAUUUUGUCUCGCGACGCUGCCCUUGCGUCGGCCGGCUCGAACGAAGAAGGCGAAGAGGUCCACGAACGUAGUUGUCCGCCCAACCGCAAGGUCGACGCCAACAGCUACCUACAAGAGAUCCUCCGCCUGCACGCGAUGGAGCAAGACGAAGCAACAGCAACCAAAAAACGACGCCUGGCGUUGGAGCAGCGCCAGCUUGACUUUCAGCAAACCAUGUUGGAGCAGCAUCGCAGCUUCCAAGAACUUGUUGAGCAGCAGCGCACCUUCCAGGAGCUCAUCCUCGAGCAGCAAAAAGUAAUGACGCAGCUUUUGCUGCGCUUUGUAGACAAGCUUACCUGACAAUGCAUUACUCUACUAAGCUCGUC
Saprolegnia diclina VS20 is the source of this 837-nucleotide messenger RNA. RefSeq lists its product as hypothetical. The record is from RefSeq and is a predicted model, not a curated record. The transcript is spliced from 2 exons. Bases 29 to 811 code for a protein of 260 amino acids. NCBI's taxonomy places the organism in Eukaryota, Oomycota, Saprolegniomycetes, Saprolegniales, Saprolegniaceae.